AUGAUUUGUGGCCAAAAGUUCGGUCAGAAGGCAUACUUAAAAAUUCAUACAAGAAUCCACACUGGCGAGAAACCUUUUUCAUGCUCAGUUUGUGGCCAAAUGUUCGGUCGUAAGGGACUCUUAAAAAUUCAUACAAGGAUCCACACUGGCGAGAAACCUUUUUCAUGCUCAGUUUGUGGCCAAAAGUUCUCUCGGAGGGACAAUUUAAAAACGCACACAAGAAUCCACACUGGCGAGAAACCUUUUUUUUGCUCAGUUUGUGGCCAAAAAUUCUCUUGGAAGGACACUUUAAAAACGCACACAAGAAUCCACACUGGCGAGAAACCUUUUUCAUGCUCAGUUUGUGGCCAAAGAUUCUCUGAGAAAGGAAACUUAAAAAAUCAUACAAGAAUCCACACUGGGGAGAAACCUUUUUCAUGCUCAGUUUGUGGCCAAAGAUUCUCUGAGAAGGGAACCUUAAAAAUUCAUACAAGAAUCCACACUGGUGAGAAACCUUUUUCAUGCUCAGUUUGUGGCCUAAAGUUCGGUCGUAAGGGAUACUUAGAAAUUCAUACAAGAAUCCACACUGGCGAGAAACCUUUUUCAUGCUCAGUUUGUGGCCUAAAGUUCGGUCGUAAGGGAUACUUAGAAAUUCAUACAAGAAUCCACACUGGCGAGAAACCUUUUUCAUGCUCAGUUUGUGGCCAAAUGUUCGGUCAGAAGGGACACUUAAAAAUUCAUACAAGAAUCCACACUGGCGAGAAACCUUUUUCAUGCUCAGUUUGUGGCCAAAGUUUUUCAGCGAAGAGAAGCUUAAAAGGUCAUACAAGAAUCCACACUGGCGAGAACCCUGUUGCCUGCUCAGUCACUUGCCAAAGAGUCUCUCAUGAGAAUUCCGAGUGUGUUGGGGAGAUGAGCAAUGAUCCGUGAAGUUUUCACCUUCUGUUUGUUCAUGGGUUUUUGCAUCGAUGUUAAAAUACCUAGUUAACUGGUCUCAGGAUUGUAAUAGUUUUGUAGUUUUCAUUAUACUUGAUGUUUACUUUGUGUUUAGUUGUGGAUUUUAACUGUAAUUAAUUUUAAUUCAUAUUCAGGGCAAGUUGCUUAGUUUCUAUUCGUGUUUAAGGUUUUAGUUUUGUUCAGCUUUUCAUGUUCAUGCACAAUGCACAAUGAUUAAAACUCUCCUCCAAAAGUGAGGCCAAUUCUUUUCGUUUUGCAGUAAAAGUAGAUGAAGCAAUUUGUGUAGAAAUGCUGAAUGACAAACUAUGAAAGCAUGUGAAAUGCCUUAGAUUCAUGAAAUAAAAUGAGUGAAUGAUACGGAAUGACGUUGAA
Syngnathus acus (greater pipefish) is the source of this 1308-nucleotide messenger RNA. RefSeq names its product gastrula zinc finger protein XlCGF7.1-like. The coding region runs from base 1 to 909 and encodes 302 amino acids. The transcript has 2 exons. Gene Ontology annotation, biological process: central nervous system development; regulation of transcription by RNA polymerase II. Gene Ontology annotation, cellular component: nucleus. The record is from RefSeq and is a predicted model, not a curated record. Gene Ontology annotation, molecular function: DNA-binding transcription factor activity, RNA polymerase II-specific; RNA polymerase II cis-regulatory region sequence-specific DNA binding. Lineage: Eukaryota; Metazoa; Chordata; Actinopteri; Syngnathiformes; Syngnathidae.